UCUGUGUUUUCUCUUUGAUUCUUCUCUGUGUAGAGUGAGUAGAGAGAGUUAUCUAGGGUUUAUAUAGAUUGGAGAAUUUAGCCGCAACAAGGAGGAAGUGUUUUAAUUUUGUUUUAUUUUUAGGAGUUAUUGUUGGUUUAGGGAUUUUGGAAUUUGGGUGUUCUUUUUAAAUGGCUCGGUUGAUAAUUCCUUGUCGAAGUUCCUCUCUGGCGAGGGUCAAUCUUCUGGGUUUGCUCUCUCGUGCUCCUGUUCCUGUUAGAAGCAGUUGUCUUCGUAGUUCGGCAAAGAGAUUUACUCAAUACAGACCGUUUCUUACUUCUGAGGCCAUUAGUUUGAGGAAGAAUCGGUUUAUACCCCAUUCUGUUGAUAGACAUAAGCAAAACAGCAGGAGGCUGAUUUGUUCUGUUGCCACAGAAUCAGUUCCGGAUAAAGCUGAAGAAUCCAAAAUGGAUGCACCAAAAGAAAUAUUUCUCAAGGACUACACAAAGCCUGAUUACUACUUUGAAACUGUGGAUCUGAGCUUCUCUCUAGGUGAAGAGAAAACAAUUGUUAGCUCUAAAAUCAAGGUUUCCCCUCGAAUUAAAGGAUCUUCCGCUGCAUUGGUCUUGGAUGGACAUGACUUGAAGCUACUUUCAGUUAAGGUUGAGGGGAAGCUUCUAAAGGAUGGGGAUUACCAGUUGGACUCUCGUCAUCUCACUCUUCCUUCGCUUCCAGCUGAGGAGUCCUUUGUUUUGGAAAUCGAUACUGAGAUAUACCCCCACAAGAAUACUUCACUUGAGGGGCUUUACAAGUCUUCUGGGAAUUUUUGCACACAGUGCGAAGCAGAAGGUUUCCGCAAAAUUACAUUUUACCAGGAUCGUCCUGACAUAAUGGCAAAGUACACGUGUCGUGUGGAAGCUGACAAGACACUUUAUCCUGUGUUAUUGUCCAAUGGAAACCUCAUUUCUCAAGGAGAUGUAGAGGGUGGUCGGCACUAUGCCUUAUGGGAGGAUCCAUUCAAGAAACCGUGCUAUCUAUUUGCUCUGGUGGCUGGACAGCUAGUGAGCAGAGAUGAUACAUUUACCACACGCUCUGGUAGGCAGGUUUCCCUGAAAAUCUGGACUCCUGCAGAAGAUCUACCAAAGACUGCCCAUGCCAUGUAUUCCUUAAAAGCGGCCAUGAAGUGGGAUGAGGAUGUGUUUGGGCUUGAGUAUGACCUGGAUCUCUUCAACAUUGUUGCUGUUCCAGAUUUUAACAUGGGAGCCAUGGAAAACAAGAGUUUGAAUAUUUUUAAUUCCAAGCUUGUCCUAGCAUCUCCAGAAACUGCAACAGAUGCGGAUUACGCUGCAAUUUUGGGUGUUAUUGGUCAUGAGUACUUUCACAAUUGGACAGGGAACAGGGUGACAUGCCGUGACUGGUUCCAACUCAGUCUAAAGGAAGGACUUACUGUCUUCCGUGACCAGGAGUUUUCAUCUGACAUGGGAAGCCGAACUGUAAAGCGCAUUGCUGAUGUUUCAAAGCUUCGGAUCUAUCAAUUUCCGCAGGAUGCUGGUCCUAUGGCACAUCCUGUUCGCCCACAUUCAUACAUCAAGAUGGACAACUUCUACACAGGCAAGUUUCUGUUCACAAGAAGGAAUUCCAUUAAAACAUUUUAUUAUGCUAAUCUCAGCAUUGUUUUCCAAUCUAACGUUUAUGAAAAGGGAGCUGAGGUCGUCAGGAUGUACAAAACUCUACUAGGAACUCAGGGGUUCCGAAAGGGAAUUGAUCUCUAUUUUGAAAGACAUGAUGAGCAAGCAGUGACUUGUGAAGACUUCUUUGCUGCUAUGCGUGAUGCAAACAAUGCUGAUUUUGCUAAUUUCUUGCAAUGGUACUCUCAAGCUGGAACGCCAGUUGUCAAAGUGGUUUCCUCUUACGAUGCUGAAGCUCGUACUUUCUCUUUAAAAUUCAGUCAGGAGAUACCUCCGACUCCAGGCCAGCCAACAAAAGAACCUACAUUUAUACCAGUGGUUGUUGGUCUUCUGGACUCGAGUGGUAAAGACAUUACACUCUCCUCUGUUCAUCAUGAUGGUACAGUGCAGACCAUUUCAAGCAGCAGCACAAUACUUCGAGUGACUAAGAAAGAAGAAGAAUUUGUGUUUUCUGAUAUAUCAGAAAGACCUGUUCCGUCCCUAUUUAGGGGAUUCAGUGCCCCAGUUCGUGUUGAGACUGAUCUCUCUAAUGAUGACUUGUUCUUCCUCCUAGCUCAUGAUUCAGAUGAAUUCAAUCGGUGGGAGGCCGGUCAAGUUCUGGCGAGGAAGCUGAUGUUGAACUUAGUUUCUGAUUUCCAGCAAAAUAAACCAUUGGUUCUAAACCCAAAAUUUGUGCAAGGUCUCGGCAGUGUUCUUUCUGACUCAAGCUUGGACAAGGAAUUUAUAGCCAAAGCAAUAACACUGCCUGGGGAGGGAGAGAUAAUGGACAUGAUGGCUGUGGCGGAUCCUGAUGCCGUUCAUGCUGUUAGAAAGUUUGUAAGAAAGCAGCUUGCAUCUGAACUUAAAGCUGAGCUUCUAAAGAUAGUCGAGAACAAUAGGAGCACAGAAGCUUAUGUCUUUGACCACCCAAACAUGGCGAGGCGUGCUUUGAAGAACACAGCUCUAGCUUAUCUUGCAUCUCUCGAGGAUCCAGCAUAUAUGGAACUUGCACUGAAUGAAUACAAGAUGGCCACCAAUUUGACCGACCAAUUUGCUGCUUUGGCAGCUCUUUCCCAGAACCCUGGUAAAACCCGUGACGACAUUCUUGCCGACUUCUAUAACAAGUGGCAGGACGAUUACUUGGUUGUUAAUAAAUGGUUCCUCCUUCAAUCAACAUCCGACAUUCCUGGCAAUGUAGAGAAUGUCAAGAAGCUUUUGGAUCACCCAGCUUUCGAUCUGCGCAACCCUAACAAGGUUUACUCGCUUAUUGGAGGGUUCUGCGGUUCCCCAGUGAAUUUCCAUGCCAAGGAUGGAUCAGGUUACAAGUUCUUGGGUGACAUUGUCCUCCAGUUAGACAAAUUGAACCCUCAGGUUGCUUCUCGUAUGGUGUCUGCCUUUUCGAGGUGGAAGCGGUACGAUGAAACCCGUCAAGGUCUAGCCAAGGCACAACUGGAGAUGAUAAUGUCUGCAAAUGGGCUGUCUGAGAAUGUCUUUGAGAUUGCCUCCAAGAGUUUGGCUGCUUGAGGGACACUUUCAGAGAAUCCUUAAAAAACUUGUACUCGAAACUGUUUAGCUACAGAAAAUUAGCAGUGGGAUAUAUUAAAAUGAUCACAGAUUGUUUUGCCUCUGCUUAUGAGUUUUACUAUUACACAAUAAACGCUUGCAUUAUAU
This is a messenger RNA of Arabidopsis arenosa, 3317 nucleotides long. Lineage: Eukaryota; Viridiplantae; Streptophyta; Magnoliopsida; Brassicales; Brassicaceae. The record is from the annotation of a GenBank genome assembly.